Molecule: messenger RNA, 1611 nt
Organism: Metarhizium brunneum ARSEF 3297
Lineage: Eukaryota; Fungi; Ascomycota; Sordariomycetes; Hypocreales; Clavicipitaceae
Biological process (GO): transmembrane transport
Cellular component (GO): plasma membrane
Molecular function (GO): transmembrane transporter activity
Source: RefSeq, a predicted model, not a curated record
AUGUCAACCGAACAUCAUGACCCGCCGGGCACGGUAUUGCUCAGCUCUGAGCAAUCCGGCUCCAUCAUCUACCAGCCACAGCCAAGUGACGACCCAGAAGACCCUCUGAAUUGGUCCGCACUUCGCAAGUGCGUAAACCUUGGGCUCGUUCUCAGCUAUGUCCUCUUGACCUUUGUGGUCCUCGACAUUCCCCCAGUGGCAUAUGGACAGCUCGUAGAAGACAUAGGCAUCACAUUCCAGCUGUCAAAUGUCGCUACGGCUCUCAACUUUGCGGGACUGGCAAUCGGUGGCGUGCUCCUCAUCCCCUUUACUUAUCGCUACGGUCGCCGGCCCAUUUACCUCAUCAGCAUUGCUGUGCAACUCGCUGCGACUAUAUGGGCGGCCAGAAUAACAUCCAAGGGCGAGUACCUGGCCUCCAGCAUGCUAGGCGGCCUGGGGGGCGCCAUCAGCGAAACGAUUGUGCAAAUCACCAUUGUGGACUUGGUAUUCGUUCACCAGUAUGCCACCAUGAAUGGCGUAUUUCUGGUCACCCAAGGCGUGGGCGCGUACCUGGGACCCGUGGCAGCCGGUUACAUUGUACAAUCCCAAGGAUGGAGGUGGAUGUGGUGGUGGUGCGUCAUCUUCAUUGCAUCAACCCUUGUUCUCGUUCUGCUCUUCUUCGAAGAAACCACGUAUGUUGCGGCGAUUGACGGUGUUCCGGUCGCUGCGUCGCCAAAGGAUGACACGGACGAAUCCGUUAGAAAAGACUGGCAAGAGGUAAACACUCUUGCGAAUACGGCAUCGAUCAGUACUACGCCGCCCAAGUCGGCAUCGCGCCCUUUCAGAGGUCGCGGCGUGAUGUCGUCGAAACCUCUGCGGAAACGGCUCGCACUCGUAACCCAUACGGAAGGACCGAUCAAACACCAUUUCCUGGCUCCUUUUACAAUCCUCUUUCAAUUUCCCGCGGUGGCAUAUACGGCAGUAACCGUCGGCUCAGUCAUGUCGUGGAUGGCUGUGAUAAUAUCUGUUGCGGCCACACGCAUGAUAGGCCCGCCUUACAACUUUGGCCCAAGUGCAAUAGGGCUUAUUAACCUGGCGCCGUUUGUUGGCCAGCUCAUUUCUGGCCUGCUGGCUGCCCCGUUCAGCGAUAAAUGCAUCGUGAAAAUGGCCAGACGAAACGGCGGGCUGUAUGAGCCGGAAAUGAGACUGUGGCUGGCCCUCCCGGGUGCUGUGCUUGUCUCUGCUGGUAUUUUUAUGUUUGGGAUUGGAAUAGCUCAUAAUGCUCACUGGGGUGUUUUAACCACGGGCAUAGCCAUCUUUGCAUCCGGCUUCACUCUCGCUCUCGAUAUCGCGCUUGCCUAUCUCCAAGAUUGUUAUCCGAACAUAAUCGGUGACGCGCUUGUCAUUGUCGUUUUUGCUCGGAAUGGCAUCGCUGUCAUCAUCUUAUUCUAUCUAAGCCCAUGGCUUGAUAGCAUGGGCCUGCAGAAUAUGUUUAUCAUGAUUGGUGUAUUGUCCUUUGUUAUUUUGCUAGCCCCUCUUCCGCUAUUGAGAUGGGGGAAGCAGGCCCGCAUCAUGACGACGAAAAACUAUCAAUAUCAUUCUCUCCGACAGCCAUCUCGUAGGGCUAUGUAG